Molecule: messenger RNA, 1178 nt
Organism: Baudoinia panamericana UAMH 10762
Lineage: Eukaryota; Fungi; Ascomycota; Dothideomycetes; Mycosphaerellales; Teratosphaeriaceae
Exons: 3
Coding region: 225-851 (208 amino acids)
Molecular function (GO): carbon-sulfur lyase activity
Source: RefSeq, a predicted model, not a curated record
GAAAGAAAGUACGCUUGUCAUCACUUGGACGUGCAUAUUUCCCAAUUUUUCACUGCCUCCUCAUUCAAACCCCAUCACACAUGUCUUGCAGGGUCUCAGUUCUUGCAAGCUCACAUCUCCCAAGACUCGCAACACGUACCACCUCCAAGGGAGCAUUUCUCUCUUCACGCAUCGGCCCAAACACAUUCGGCAGGCCUCAGCGAGCUUUCUGUUUAACUCGCAAGAUGGACGAAGCAGAGGCAAAGGGCAAGGCGUCGAUGCCGGAGCAGGACCACUGGAAGUUCCGUCCUCCGUACAAGAUCCACAAGGACAAUGAGUCGUUCAACACCCGGUACGAGGCGAGCUGCCAUUGCGGUAGGGUGAAGUACCAGCUCAGCAGAGAGGAGCCGCUCGACAGCAAGUUGUGCCACUGCACCACGUGCCAGACUCAGCAUGCCGCUCCAUUCCAAUGGGCCGCCAUUUUCCACAAGGAUGACAUCAACUUUACGCACGGCCACCAUGAUCUGGAGUGGUACGACCCAAGCUCCAAGAGCAUUGAGCAUAAGCUACCGUGCAAGGUGCGCUGCUCGUUCUGCCACAGUCCAAUCAUGGACGAAGGCAGGAACAUGAUUCUGCUCUUCCCGAGCUUGGUCCAUCUUAAAACCGACGCAGAUAAGGCGAACUUCAAGCCAAGAUGCCACAUGUUCUACGGCCAGCGUGUGAUGGACAUUCCAGAUGGUUUACCGAAGUGGAGUGGGCUCAAUGAUCAGAGCGACCUGAUCGAGGACAGCCCGCCAGAGCUAGUCAAGCAGUUUGAACGCAAGAGGGAAGAGGAGCGAGCAGAGAAGUUCAAGAAGGGCGAGAACAAGUAAGCUGCAAAACACCUUGAUGGUAGUGUAACCACGUCACUGGGCAUAUAGAGGGUUAGUGCGGGUUACUGCCCUUUGUGUCUAGCAUUGAGAGUGAGUCAGAGACUUCGAGCAAUGAUGGAGCACAUCGCUUCUGAUUGACGAUGCUCGCUGUACUCUAGUGUACUAAAAGAGUUGCUCUGGCUACCAGGCCCUAUGCAAACGCCAUCUCAUGGCUGUCCGAUGUGUACCGCUCUUCCAAUGGCGAUGUGUGAUCGUAAGGUAGUCUGUUCGUAAGGAUACUCAACGGUUCACUCGCAGCACCUCAAACGAUAGUAAAGACUUGUGUAA